Passer domesticus (house sparrow) is the source of this 849-nucleotide messenger RNA. Its product is annotated as translocon-associated protein subunit beta. The transcript is spliced from 6 exons. The coding region runs from base 76 to 627 and encodes 183 amino acids. Gene Ontology annotation, cellular component: endoplasmic reticulum; membrane. NCBI's taxonomy places the organism in Eukaryota, Metazoa, Chordata, Aves, Passeriformes, Passeridae. The record is from RefSeq and is a predicted model, not a curated record.
AGGCGCGGUUCGUGUGCGUCACUUCCGCCGCGGUAGCGCUGACUCGUCUUUGCGGCGUUCGCGGCGGGAGAGACGAUGAAGCUCCUGCUGCUCGCCGUGUUUGCCCUGGUGUCUGUGGCUCACUGCGAGGACGGUGCCAGGCUGCUGGCCUCCAAAUCCCUGUUAAACAGAUAUGCAGUGGAGGGCAAGGACUUGACUUUGCAGUACAACAUCUACAAUGUUGGCUCCAGUGCUGCCCUAGAUGUGGAGCUGUCGGAUGAUUCCUUCCCCCCAGAAGAUUUUGGCAUCGUCUCUGGCAUGCUCAACGUCAAGUGGGACAGAAUUGCUCCAGCCAGCAAUGUGUCCCACACUGUGGUUCUACGGCCUCUCAAGGCUGGCUACUUCAACUUCACCUCUGCCACCAUCACGUACCUGGCACAGGAGGGUGCCCAGGUGGUGGUUGGCUUCACCAGUGCUCCUGGGCAGGGAGGAAUCCUGGCUCAGCGUGACUUCGACAGGAGGUUCUCCCCUCACUUUCUGGACUGGGCAGCAUUUGGUGUGAUGACCUUGCCCUCCAUCGGGAUCCCCCUGCUGCUCUGGUACUCGAGCAAGAGAAAGUAUGACACCCCCAAGAGCAAAAAGAACUGAGCAGAGUCCGAUGCCAGCGGCAGCCCAGAGCUCGGGAAAGGACACCUCUGGAGCCCCAAGAACAGCAGCAGGGUCGGGAUGGCACCGUGCCCUGCGAGGUGCUGCUUGUGCCAUGCUGCAGCCCCUGGGCAAAGGAUUCUGGGGCUGCAGCAGCAGCUGUGAGGUGUCCUCUGUGUUCUAACGGAGAAACAAACAGAAAAAAGAACAACCACAAGUCCCAAA